Messenger RNA from Rotaria socialis, 390 nucleotides. NCBI's taxonomy places the organism in Eukaryota, Metazoa, Rotifera, Eurotatoria, Philodinida, Philodinidae. The record is from the annotation of a GenBank genome assembly.
AUGCCAAAGCAUGAUUCAAUACGCUACGAUGUACCGAUCACGACUAAACCAUUAAAAAGUGCACAUCAUUGUCGAUAUUUGAAAGAAUUUGCAGCGGCGAUUAGUGCUCCAGUGAGAUGCAUAAAUUCUGGACAACGAGAUUCAACAGAAAUAAAGAAUGAUCUAUUAUAUCUUGUCAUUGAAUUGCAAGAUCUCAAUGAACAAAUUCAUUGUUCAAAAAUUGUCGUCCCAGAACAAACAAGGGCAACGAAUGAAAUAUUGAUAAAGCAUAAUGAUCUGAAAUGUUUAAGAUUUGAUCUAUGCCCUCCAAAAUAUGAAUAUGAUCUGGAGACGAGACGAAUCUACUCAAAAAUAACAAGAGAGGAACAUCAACAUUUAAAAGAAGAGUAA